Apis dorsata (giant honeybee) is the source of this 2136-nucleotide messenger RNA. RefSeq lists its product as uncharacterized. Gene Ontology annotation, molecular function: odorant binding; olfactory receptor activity. The transcript is spliced from 11 exons. Gene Ontology annotation, cellular component: plasma membrane. NCBI's taxonomy places the organism in Eukaryota, Metazoa, Arthropoda, Insecta, Hymenoptera, Apidae. The record is from RefSeq and is a predicted model, not a curated record. Bases 95 to 1285 code for a protein of 396 amino acids. Gene Ontology annotation, biological process: detection of chemical stimulus involved in sensory perception of smell; sensory perception of smell.
CAUUUAUCAGAUUGAUCUUUUCCUCUCUAAAAAGAAAGACAUUUAAGAAGAUAUUGGUUUUGGAACAAGUGUUUCUACAAUUUUACAAUUGCAAAUGUGCAUACAUUUAGUAUUUCAGAUAUAUGAAAGACAGUGUCUUGAUAUAUUUGAGAUUCCUUAUUACAAAUCAUUGAAGAAAUGGUUAACAUUAUCAGGAUUAUAUCCACCUAGAAAUAUUAUCAUAAUUUUAGUGGCGAUUUCCAUUAUAAGCGUUACUCUGCCAUUGAUGCUCGCAAUAUACACAUCAUUAUGUGCAAAGAAUAUAGAUGCUAUGCUUGAAUGCUUGCCGUCUUUAGGUGUAUGUGUAGUUGCUAUCUUUAAACUACAAAAUAUAUAUAACAACAGUGAAAACUUCAAAAAAUUAUUUACAUUUGUGGCAAAACAAUGGCAUCAAUUGAAAUUAAACAAUGAAAUACGAAUCCUGGAAGAAAUCAUAAUGCAAGGCAAUAAAAUGGCACAAAUAUAUCGAAAUACAUUAUUGGUCGCUAUGAUAAUUUUUUUUUUCGUACCAUUAAUUUUUCCUAUUUUGGACAUUGUUUAUCCUUUAAAUGAAACUCGACCAAGACAACAACUAUAUAGAGUUAAUUAUUUGAUUUUUAACCACGAAGAUUAUUUUUUUUACGUAUAUUUUCAAUUAGUUUGGAGCUCAUUUGUUUGUGUGAUAAUCGUAAUUAUUUUUGAUUGGUUGUAUAUUCUUAUAAUUCAUCAUAAUAGUGGAAUGUUUGCAGUAUGUGGGUACCAAAUUCAAAAAAUAUUCACUGAAAAAGUUUUUUCGAAUAUACAUAUAUACGAACAAUUUAAAAAUUGUUUAAUCGUUCACAAUGAAGCUAUUCAGUUUUUCGAUAUUUUAGACGAGAGUAGUCGAAAUACUUAUUUCUUUUUAGUUGGAACAAAUAUAAUGGCAACAAGCAUAUCAGCUGUACAAAUAGUUUUAAAUUUAGAUAAAUUGGAGAUAGCAAUUAAAAGCGCUGUAUUUCUUAUAGCUGCUCAAUUUCAUUUAUUUAUUCUUAGUAUACCUGGACAAAUACUUUUGAAUCAUUAUUCUAAUUUAAGAAAUAAUAUAUUUAUGUCUGCAUGGUAUAAUAUGCCAAUAGAAAUUCAAAAAAUGUUUUAUGUGAUGCAAAUAAGAUGUAAGAAGCCAUGUUCAUUAACAGCAUAUGGAUUAUACGAAAUGAAUAUGGAGAACUUUGGAACAGCUCUAAAAACGUGUAUGUCAUACAUCACUAUGAUAUUGUCGCUGAAAUAAUGUUAUCCGUAAAACAUCAAAUCAUAUGCAGAUUUAACAAAAAAUUUUAGAGCAAAAUAAAUAUGAUUGUAUAUUGCUAGUAUGAAUGUAUGUAUUGAAUAAUUUAAAUUAUAUUAUUGAAUAUAAGAAUAAAAUUAUCAAAUUACAUUUGUUAUAUAGUAUUUAACGAAUUAUAUGGUAUUAAACGAAACAUUAAAUGUCUUAUCAAAAUUUCACUUCAUGUCGCAAAUAUUCACUGUUUCAAUUAAGAUGAAAUAAUAAACACUAAAAACAUUAAGUAGAUCAAGUCAAACAAUUAUCAUUUUUAUAAAGUUACAAUAGAUAUUUAUAUUCUACAAAUAAUUAUCUUAGAUUCUUUCUAUAAUUAAAAAAAUUUUUAAUUAAAAAUACAAUUUUAUAUUGUUACUACAAAGUACUACAAAUAGAAAUACAAAGAUAUUUUUAGAAUUUAUAAAAAUUCAAUAGAGUGAUAUGAUAAUCUUCGGUCUGUUAUCCAAUACCUUAUUGAAACUAUUAAAUACAAAUCAAUAUUUCAAAGCAAUCAUGUACCUUUAAUUAUAUUGCAUAAGCAGAUACCAUAAAGUUAUUGGAAAAAGAAUUUUCUUAUGUACGAUACAAUUAUUCCCUGUCUUGGAAAUUAUACUUUAAUCUAUAUAUGUCAAGUAAGUGAAUGAUUGGUAGUCAUUUUCAGUAACAUCAAGUAACGUGUUCAAUUGCAUCAGAUUGAUUUUUACAGUUUUAGAAAGAAAAAUACGCAUAGAUUUACAUCACACAAAUUUACUCAAAGACAUUUACUUCAUACUGGUCGUACAAGUUGCAACGUUGCUGUCAUGGAUAUAUUUCAGAAAAUU